AACUUACAUUCGGGUCUUUAUAUAUGCUUCAUUUCCUCGUGAUCAUCAGCACUAUCAGAAGAGAAACAACUGUGCUUCAGCUCUGAAAAUAAAAGCAUCUUCUUCCUCAUAAUUCAAGCCGUCACAAUGGCAUCAUUGAAGGGUCUCGUCGUCCUCUGCCUGCUUCAUCUGUGUGUUCAAAGCAUUCAAGGUGAUGUGAACCCUGCCGUCCUUGCUAGAAUGAUCCAGUAUUUUGACGACAAUGUCCAGCCAAAGACCAAGCCUGAUGUUCAGUAUGCAAUAGCGAUUACUGUCCCACAGGCUCAGUGUACAGAUGAACAAGCUGAUAUCCAGACUGUGUUCAGCAGGGAGGAUGCACAAAAUGUGAGAAAUAUUCUCAAUAAUGGAGAGAAAUGUGUGCUCUGUACUCCAUCACAAAAUGUCAUUGCUGCACGACCAACUCAAAAACCAAAGGAACACGCUGAGCAUUUUCUGCUGUAUCCUAUAGGUAAUUCUCCAAUGGACAAACUUCUAGCGCUGGCAGAUCAGAAUAGUUGUAUAGUUUUCUAUUCAUAUAACUCUCCUUGUGUGACGAGAUGCAUUCAGAGAGAAGACAACAUUUUGGAUGGUCUUGCAAACUGGAAGAAUAUCCGAAAAGAGGCAAUGAAUAUUUUUGUCUUUGAAAAGAUCUGGCAGAAGGACGAAUGGAGGAAGGAUAUGGAAAAAGAUCUCCUAAAGAUUCAUGCGCAAGUGCCUCUUUAUCGGUGUGACAUCAACAAUAAUGUGAUGGAAUGUCAGGAUUGUGUGGAGAAAAACACUGGAAAGGUGAUUCCUUUCUGUCUGCCUAAAAAGAAAUCACUACUUUUCUAUUUCCAGAAAACGCUUUUGUCAAUGAUCAAACUUGUGUGGCGUGUUAAUGAAUGAUUUGCACAUGAGAUCUUUCAUAAAGCUGUUUUUACCCAGCAAACAUUGGGCUAUGAAAGCAGAAUACUUACUCACCAAACACACACUUUUUUGAAUUAUUAUUCUUGAACACCUGUUCUGUGCCUAAUAAAAUAAUCAUGCAUGUGUCCUUUGUCAAUUGCCAAUUCAUUAUGUAGACCCUGCAAACAUUAAAUUCUGCUAAUGAAUUAUGCUUAUCUAGAUUAUUUGCAAUUGAGUGUUCUUGUUCACUAAAAAACAUUAGUGUAGGAUUAACUUUGAAACUAUUUUCACAAAUAAUUACAAAGAAAUGGCAAGUAACACUCAAUUAAGGCCCCUUCACACCAAGAAGGAUAACUAUAAAGAUAACUAUAACGAUAAAUAUAUUUGCGUCCACACGAAUGAUAAAGGUCUGUUUAUUCUAAACUCACGCGCUGCGGUUUCAAAGUGUGUACAUGUUUUUGCUGUUCUUGUUGCAUUUACACGGCUUUAACCAGCAGGUGUCCUCAGCAUGCUAUGUUUCGAGUGAAUAGCUAGUGUAAUUGAUCUAAUCUAACAGUGAAUUUAGCUGACAAAGUCAAUAUAGUGGAAAAAAAAAAUGACACAGUCUUUUUCACCGCAACUUCAAAGUUCAAAAUACUUGUUCAUUUAUCAAAACAAUGUAAUCAAAACAGUUUGAACCAUGUUCCCUUAUAAUCAAACUGACCCUUGUACACUGUUGACCCCUUAACCCACCCCUAAACCUACCCGUACCACCAAACCUGUCCCCAUCCUUACCCGUAUCACACCUCAAUAGCAGCAAGAGUGUUUUGCAGUAGAACAUGAACACAAUAAGUACAUUGUACCUAACCAUUUUUUGACGUAAGUACAUAAGACACCUAAUAUAAAGUGGGACUAGUCAUUCUUAUAUUGUUCAAUUUUCUGUUGCUACCAAACACCUUUUUGCAUUUGUACAUUUAUAAAUAAAAAAGUGCAUUAGAUAAUAUUGAAGUUUAAUGACAUUUUUAAGCAUUUUAAUUUACAUUGAAUAAUAAUCUGUUAAUCAACAUGUAAUGUUUAAUAAAUUCAUUAGCAUUAGUAAAUAUUAACAAGCAUAUUAUCUCAUAUUUCUGGCUAUGUGAAUAUAACUAAUGAUCUGAUCUGUUAAGCAUUAUAUAAUGUUUGUUAAUGAUGUAUUAAUUAAAGUUAUUACAAAGUGUUACCCUUGUGUUAUUAAUUGUUCUAUUUCUUAUUGGCCAUUUUGAGGAAGUCCAACAAAUACCAUACAUGGUGAGACACAAAGAUGCUCAGACAUUAUUAAAGGAGUCAGUGAUGCAACUGUGAAGCAUUUUAAUUGGUGUUUUCAUGGUGUUGAAGAAGAGGGCUGGUCGAGUGUCAGAAUAAAAACCAUCUACUUCCUCUUCCUCAUCACUCCUGCUUCACUGCAGACUCACACAGCAUCUCUGAACCUCUGACUUGAGCAACAGAUAAAAUGGUUUUCGCUGUACCACUGAGGAUCCUCCUUCUGAUCUGCCUGAUUCAUUUUUGUACUGCAGUAGAUGACCCAAAGAGUGUGAACCCAAAAACCCUCAUGAAUAUUGUAAAGAACUUUGUGAAUCAGUUGGGUGGUGGUCAAUUUGCUGUAGCCUUCAGAGUUAAUAAGGAGAAAUGUCUUGAUCCUACAUUUCAAGGUGUAACCUUAACUAAUGAAGUGAUAAAUAAAAUUAACAACAACCAGGUUUAUGAGAGCAAUAACCUCAUUGCUGCAAAGCCUAUACAAGAGCCUCAUCCAGAACAUUCAGAGUUUCGCCUGAUGAAAUAUUUGCAGAAAAUCUUGGGUAAAAGCGAUGACUGUGUAGUUUAUUUCACAGUAAAUUCACCCUGUUUGAAGACAUGCCUAGGACAAUACAGCAUUCUAGACAGUCUUCAACAGUUAGAAAAAUAUAAUGGAAUUAAAGCCUUUGCAUUCAAAGACAUCUGGCACUUUGAUAAAAGGAAUGAGGUGAUUGCAAAACUGAAGGAAAUGGCACCUGGUUUACCAUAUUAUCAGUGUGAGAGAAACAAAGCUAAAUGUGAUCGCCUGUAGGAAGAAGAGUAAUGCUAAUGCUUGACAGUUGCUUUCCUCAUACAGAGCGUUUUAUUUAGUGGAGGAACUUUUUGUUUCUUUUCAAUUGCAGUACAACAUUAAAACUGGCAAAUAAAAUAUAUAAUCUGUAAAAUGCAUACAAUCUGAAAUUGCUAUAAUCUGUAAAAUGCAUAAAAUCUGAAAUUGCAUGCUUGGAUAGAUGGCAAUUAUUGUUAGAGUAAACCAAUGACAGCAUGUCUGCUUACUGCUGGAGCAAAUAAAAAUACAUUUCAUUGAGCAUCA
Messenger RNA from Ctenopharyngodon idella (grass carp), 3247 nucleotides. RefSeq lists its product as uncharacterized. NCBI's taxonomy places the organism in Eukaryota, Metazoa, Chordata, Actinopteri, Cypriniformes, Xenocyprididae. The record is from RefSeq and is a predicted model, not a curated record. The transcript has 5 exons. The coding region runs from base 127 to 903 and encodes 258 amino acids.